Ctenocephalides felis (cat flea) is the source of this 1203-nucleotide messenger RNA. Its product is annotated as sulfotransferase 1C4-like. Gene Ontology annotation, molecular function: sulfotransferase activity. NCBI's taxonomy places the organism in Eukaryota, Metazoa, Arthropoda, Insecta, Siphonaptera, Pulicidae. Gene Ontology annotation, cellular component: cytoplasm. The coding region runs from base 106 to 1143 and encodes 345 amino acids. Gene Ontology annotation, biological process: sulfation. The record is from RefSeq and is a predicted model, not a curated record. The transcript has 8 exons.
CUGGGUACAAAUAAAUAAAUGUUUGUUUACAUUUUGUAGUUAUCAAUUGUUAAACAACCAAAACAUUUAAUAAUUAUAGUGUGUUUUUAAAUAAUUAUAUUCGCAAUGUCCGAAAGUACUGAAAAAGCAUCAACUAGUGUGCCUGAAAUUACACAAGUGGAUCCGGAAAUUAAUAAACAGUUGCUAGAAGAUUUUACUGGUGAACGCACAGGAUUUUUACAAGUAGGACCUGAAAAAUGGUUCUUUCCAAGCAAAUAUGCAGAAAAUGCCGAACAUUUUAUAAAUUUUGAAGCUCGCAAAGAUGACACCUGGGUUGUAACUUUCCCAAGAUCAGGAACAACUUGGACCCAAGAAUUGGUGUGGAUGGUGGCAAAUGAUUUGGAUUUUGAAACAGCCAGAAAAAUACCAUUAACAGAGCGAUUUCCCUUUCUGGAGUUCAGCAUUUUUGUCCACGAAGAAUUCAAGGCAGAAAUAAUGCAAGAACAUAAAGAUUCACCCGAAAACCAGAAGCUCCUAGAAAAUAUUGUAGCACCCGGAUGGAAAAUUCUUAAUGAAACUCCUUCACCCAGAUUUAUAAAAACUCAUUUUCCAUUUUCAUUGUUACCCAAGAAUUUAUUGGAGGUUGGAUGCAAGGUUAUCUACGUUGCUCGAAAUCCCAAAGAUGUUGCCGUUUCAUUUUACCAUCUUAAUCGUCUUUAUAGAACACAAGGAUACAAAGGAGAUUUUCCAAAAUAUUGGGAAUACUUUGAGAAGAAUCUAAACCCCUGGACACCAUAUUGGUCACAUGUCAAUGAAGGUUGGGCUAAGAGGGACCACCCGAAUGUUCUAUUUAUGUUUUAUGAGGAUAUGAACAAGGAUUUACCAGAAACCAUAAACAAAGUAAGCGAAUUUCUUGGAAAAAGACUAACUUCUCACCAAGUUGAUCAAUUGGCAGAUUAUCUGCAUAUAGACAAUUUCCGGAAAAAUCCAUCAGUUAAUUGCGAUCUAUUGAAAGAACUGGGAAUUUUAAAUCCAUCUGAACAAGGAUUUGUUAGAAAGGGUCAAACUGGCAGUUGGAACUCUGAAUUCACUCCUGAACUCAAUGAACGUGCUGAUAAAUGGAUAGAGGAAAAUUUACAGAAAACUGACCUACGAUUUCCAUAAUUAGGUCAAUAAAACAAGCAAUUCAUAUUUUUGUUAAUUAGAUUUUUAAGUAGUGAAGUA